Messenger RNA from Tuber aestivum (summer truffle), 1861 nucleotides. The record is from the annotation of a GenBank genome assembly. NCBI's taxonomy places the organism in Eukaryota, Fungi, Ascomycota, Pezizomycetes, Pezizales, Tuberaceae.
GACCAUUCCUUCAUGGCAUUCACGGACCAACCCUGGUAGCCGAGCACCCUAACUCGAAAUCGGAUAAGAUAACAGCCCUCUUCCUUUGAUUGGCCCAAGCAUCUCAACUCCAAUCUUGCCUGCCCAGUUCUCAGGAAAAGGGAUCUCCAACCUCCUGCCCCGCCGCCCCGUUUCCUAUGAUUAUACUUGUACGACUGACACAAAAACACUGCCCGCUCUAUCAAUUAUGAUCAGUCCAGCGGCUCUCCUCCUUGCAGGUGCAGGGUCAUUAUCUCUUCGAGAAGCCUUGUCUGGGAUUAUGGGAUCCAUUUCACUGGUGUCAUGGAUCUUUCUUUUGGUAAGUAUCGGCAAGACUCAAUUGGUUCGGGUUCUGAAUGCCCCCCCCCAUCUCUUGAACACUCAGGAGUUUACUCUACGUGCUCAUGAAGCUUCUGUGCUAAUACUCUUCUGGCUUCAGGUACCACAAGUUAUCGAAAAUUACAGGAACGGCAGUGCUGAAGGACUUUCUCUCGCAUUUAUUGCCAUAUGGAUUCUCGGAGAUAUUGCUAAUUUGAUUGGUAAAAAUCCCACUGAUUCCUCGUGGCUCUACACCCCUAUAUUUUUAGAUAGCGAUGUUUCCCCUACAGCUAGCUGACAUCGCCUGCCCUGUAUUUUCAGGUGCCUUAUGGGGCCAUCUGCUUUCCACGGUGAUCGCUCUCGCAAUCUAUUUCUGUGUGUCAGAUGCGAUUCUACUUUCCCAGACAGUAUACUACAAUCACGUCACCGGGGUUCUUGCUGCUAGCCGUGAGCGCACACAAAGUUCUGUUCCUGCGGAUCUCCAAGAUCCGGCCCGACCACUGCUCUCCCGUCCCCGUCGCAAGAGCUCAGGUGCUAAGUCACGUCAUCGGAGGUCUAGCGCAAGACGCCCGGACUCUCUAUCAGCUAUCCUCGAGAAAGGAACGAGUGCCAGAAUGGCUGUUUUGAGGAAUAUCUUGGCUAUAGUGGGCAUCUGCUUUGCGGGGGCAUUGGGUUGGUUCGUCGCCUGGAGGAGUGGUGCGUGGUCUGCCACCAACAGGAGUGAUGAUGACCAAGAAAUGCCACGAGGUGCUGAGAUGCUGGGAUACCUCAGCGCUUUACUAUAUCUCGGGUAAGUGUACACUUAUCAAUGGAGGUUUCCCUUCUAACAUCUCUUACAGUGCCCGGAUUCCCCAGAUAAUUAGGAAUUACCAUAACAGAUCAUGUGGUGGUCCGUGUUUGGGUCUUACAAUCCCUUAGUCACAACACUAAUGGUUUGAUGAAGGACUCUCGUUGCUCUUUUUCCUACUCUCUCUUCUGGGAAAUCUUGCUUAUGGGGCAGGGGUAUGGUUGCCCGUUUGUGUCUCAAGGAUUCAAUUUUGCUCACCGCUUCUUAGAUACUAUGCCAUUCUAGCGAUUCUGCAUACAUCAGGGAUAACCUUCCGUGGCUACUUGGGAGUUUUGGAACAAUGUCCCAGGAUGUCAUUGUAAGAGACCCCUUUUCCGCCACCAGAUAUUACUUUCUGACAGGCGCAGAUUUUCAUACAAUUUCAUAUCUAUUCGGGAAAUUCCAGGGAAACUCCUGAAGUCGAUUCGGCAGUGGUAUAGGAUGAAAACUAAUUAUUGGAAUGCCCUAGUGCUGUUAAGAGGCCUGACACUUGUACCUUCUUCGUCCCAGGAUGCCUUUCGUUGGCCUUUCUUUGGUCCGUCAACGUACAGUACCGACACCGACUUUCUUCAGAACAUUUGGACAAUGCACCAUUUUCACUUUUUUAUUUUAUUUAUAAACCUUUCCGUUGAUGGGAAUUGUCUCGGGGACACGAAGGAUUGAAUAUUGUAUGAUAUCAUUACCAUUAAAUUUAGAGAG